AUGGGUCCUUCCAAAAGCUCCAACCUCGGGCAGAUCAUCGAGUAUAUCCCAGACCGCCUGUAUCUCGCCUCGUACAUCCACCCUCCAAAUGAGGAUACUCUCUUCCCUUACCCAGAUGGGCCUGUGAAAUCGCCCACAAAGCGGUCGCAGAGAGCCGGCAACGGUCCCCAGGCAGUUCCCAAGUCCUCUUACAAGCAGCCCUACUACUUCACUGUAGACGACACUCUGCUCUACAACAACUUCCACCAUGACUUUGGCCCGCUCCACAUUGGGCACCUCUACAGAUUUGCCCUCCAAUUCCACGAGAUCCUAGGUGCAAAGGAGAACAAGGAUCGCCCUGUCGUGUUCUGGAGCAGAGCGGACCCAAGGAGUCGUGCCAAUGCCUCUGCACUGCUGGCUUGCUACAUGGUCCUGAUUCAAUCCUGGCCACCACAUCUGGCCCUGGCACCCAUUGCACAGGUCGACCCUCCAUUGAUGCCUUUCCGUGACGCCGGGUAUAGCCAGGCCGACUACGGCAUCACUGUUCAGGAUGUUGUCUACGGUGUGUGGAAAGCAAAGGAAGAGGGCGUCUGCGCCCUCGAGGACUUCGACCUGGACGAGUACGAGAGGUUCGAAAGGGUAGAGCACGGCGACUUCAACUGGAUCACCCCUAGCUUCCUGGCCUUCGCCUCCCCACAACACGAGCCGGUUGCGAAAAUCCCAGAGAACUCUGAACUCUGGGAAACCGUACCAAAGACCCUGGCCGCCGUCGACGCACAUCCGACACUGCCACAACCGUUCAAGAAUGUCCUCUCCCACUUCUCUGAGCGCAACAUUGGCCUGGUGGUGCGACUGAACUCGGCAUUGUACUCCCCAUCCUACUUCGAGGGCCUGGGCAUCCAGCACCUGGACAUGAUUUUCGAAGACGGCACCUGCCCAGCAAUGGGCACGGUGCGUAAGUUCAUCAGACUGGCGCACGAAAUGAUCACUGUCAGGAAGAAGGGCAUUGCUGUCCACUGCAAGGCAGGGCUCGGCCGCACAGGGUGCCUUAUCGGAGCCUACCUCAUCUACAGGUACGGCUUCACCGCCAACGAGGUCAUUGCAUACAUGCGAUUCAUGCGACCUGGAAUGGUCGUAGGACCGCAACAGCACUGGCUCCACCUCAACCAAGGUACCUUCCGGGAAUGGUGGGUUGAGGAGCGCAUCGAGAGGAAGCUGCGCAAGGAGAUGGCCGCCUCCAACCCUCAGCCAAGCACGCCCAUCCGCGCCAUGCAAAAAGCCAACAUUGGCCGCAGCGCUAGCAAGACCUCCACGCCUCCCAACCGCAGCCCCUCGAAUAGGACACCGCUGGGCGAGGUGGAUAACGAGAGGACAAAUGCUACAACGGACCAAGAGAACUACCUCCCAGCGCCCACCCCAGGGCAACCGCGAAAAACCCGCCAUCACCCGUAUAGUAGCCGCGGUGGUGCAUACCGGUCCAUUGAGGAGGAGAAUGGCAUCACACAGCAGCAGACUGAGAUCGUCUCCGUCCAACGGCAGUCGCCCGCCGAGUCUGACGAGGAGCUGCACCUGCGCAUGCGAGCGUCACGGAAGGUUUCCAACUCUCCCAACUCGGGCAAGUCACGUUCUGUUAGUCACACAACGACGACAACAACCUCGAUCUACACCUCGGUCAUUGACGACGCAUCCAACGACGUCGAGAACAUCGGCAGCUCACUUGGCCGGGUUAAAUCGGCCCAGACCUCGCCCAUGCGCGCUACUUCCGCGUCGGGCGUUCUGACAAAGGUCCGCGGUGGCAGCGGUGGCAAGCGAAACGGCGACAGUCUUCGAGGGUACCCCAGCGGCAAGGAGCCGGCCGGUGUGCGCAAGACGAGUGGCCGGGUCGGCAGUAUACACAACCACAGCCCAACAACCGCGGCGGCAAACACGGCGAGGAAGAUCUCCGGGGCGCUGUGA
Diaporthe amygdali is the source of this 1935-nucleotide messenger RNA. RefSeq lists its product as uncharacterized. Gene Ontology annotation, biological process: regulation of exit from mitosis; microtubule cytoskeleton organization; protein dephosphorylation. The record is from RefSeq and is a predicted model, not a curated record. Lineage: Eukaryota; Fungi; Ascomycota; Sordariomycetes; Diaporthales; Diaporthaceae. The transcript is spliced from 3 exons. Bases 1 to 1935 code for a protein of 644 amino acids. Gene Ontology annotation, cellular component: mitotic spindle pole body; spindle pole; nucleolus. Gene Ontology annotation, molecular function: protein serine/threonine phosphatase activity; protein tyrosine/serine/threonine phosphatase activity.